Moesziomyces antarcticus is the source of this 1659-nucleotide messenger RNA. RefSeq lists its product as uncharacterized. The transcript has 2 exons. Lineage: Eukaryota; Fungi; Basidiomycota; Ustilaginomycetes; Ustilaginales; Ustilaginaceae. The record is from RefSeq and is a predicted model, not a curated record. Bases 1 to 1659 code for a protein of 552 amino acids.
AUGACGACGGACGAAAAUCAGCCUUGGAGCCAAGUCUCUCCGGACCUCGCCAAGAGGCCGCUCGUCGGUGUGGAGAAGGUGCUCAACUACACAGAAUACUACCAGAACGGAAACUUCCAACUCACGAUUGCUCUGCUCUUCGAGACAGGCAUUGCAUCAGAGACUCUGUGCGAGCGCUUACCACUUGCCCUUUGGUCUGUUCGCACUCGACUGCCAGAGCUCGGAACCUGGACAGUGACCAAUGACCAGAGCGCGGAGCUUGACCUCGAUCAUGCGCUGUGGCAGCCCAUCCGAUCGCUCGAGCAGGCUCAACAGUGGCUUCACGACACCGCCGUCGUCGUCAACGACGGCACUACUGUUCAGCAGAUGGUCGAUCGCCUUUCUAACCGUCGCAUCGAGCCGGUCGGCAAGCAGUUCCACGUCUACCUCGUUUGCGAUCCGCUCUACGGAGCUUCCGGUCUCAUCGUCAAUGCCUCUCACGUGCUCAACGGCCAUCGGGCGCUCUUCCAGGGCGAGUUGAUUUUCGAGGCGCUCCUCAACCCGCGCAUCUCGGACGCGAUCAGGCAGCAUCAGGAUGCUGGGGCUGCGCUCGCGGCCAUGUUCAAGCCCGAAGAGCUGUCCGAAUCGCUUGCGAAGCUUCCGCAGAGCCUCAACACCGCCUAUGCGGACAAGUUCCAGCCGGGCGCAUCGGAGAUCGCAGCGGGCUUCCACAAGGUGGGUGAGAAGCUGGCCAACGGUGCUCAGCCGUCGAUCGGCAUUCCUCGAUUCGAAGCACCCAGCGCAAAGCCUGCAUACUCUCUCGGCACCUACGAUGGUGUGCACAUGUCGAUGCUCAACUUGCGAUCGCGAAUCAAGGCGGCGGAUAAUCAGAACCUCAAGCGCGCCUGCAAGAAGAACGGAGCGAGCGUGCCUUCGCUCGUGUAUGCAUGCAUUGUGAACAGCAUUGAUCGACGCUGCGGGUCGAGCACGGGCUCUGAUGGCGCUGCGCUGGGUGCCAACCUUGCGUACUCUGCGCAUGCAAGUCGAUGGAUGCCGGCGGAGACGUUCAUGGAGCGCUCGCCAGUCAACAUGGCGAUUGUGCUCGGUUCGGGAUACUUGUCUCCCGAAGAGCUGCAGCCAGGACAGCGCGGAAGCAACCUGGACGAGGCAGGACUCUUUGCACUCGCGCGCACGAUUCGCCAAAAGCAAGACGACUUUCUCGACACACCGCACAUCAUUGGUGCCAUGCCGGAUCUCGGAGAGCAAGUUUCGUCGCAGCUUGCCCAAGCGGCCGAGCGUCAACGACAAGCAGGGACGGACUGGCGCUUAGCACUUUCGGAAACCUCGCCGGUGGUCUGCCCUCCUACACUGACUUCGCAGGGAGUCAUCCCCGUCAAGCGAUUCUACACGGCCCAGGGUGCCUCCAACAAGCUUCAGCUGGAGCAGCCUGCGGAGGAGUACCUCGAGUUUGUCGACAUUUGCUCGGGUGGUAGGACUACAGAUGCCUCGGUGUGCUUUGCCAUGUUCACCCACGCCGGUGCUUUGACGCUGCAGGCCCACUUUGACUCGCACUUUUUCGACGCCAAGCUCGUCCGCAGCAUCUUGGACGAUGUAGUGUCGCAGCUGCGUGCUGCCGCUGCAUCUGCAAGUCUCACCAGCCCAGACCAAGCCAAGCUCUAG